AUGAAAAAAAAAAAAAAAAAAAAAAGCAUAAUAGGCCGUUAAUAAACCAUUUUAGAUGAAAAAAAUAUUCAAGCAAGAUUUUCAGAUGUAAUAGGAAUAGAUGAGUUUAAAGAAGAAUUAUUAGAAUUAGUUGAUUAUUUAAAAAACCCAAAAAAAUAUCAUGAUGCUGGAGCAAAACUUCCUAAGGGUAUACUUUUAGUAGGAUAACCUGGGACAGGAAAAACUCUAUUAGCAAGAGCAUUAGCAGGAGAAGCUGGUUGUUCAUUUUUUUACAAAAACGGUUCUGAAUUUGAUGAGAUGUUUGUAGGUGUUGGAGCUAUGAGGAUAAGAGAGUUAUUCAAAAAAGCUCGUGAAAAAGCUCCUUCUAUAAUAUUUAUUGAUGAAAUAGAUUCAGUAGCAGGCCGAAGAAACGCAUCUGAUCCUUCUCAUUCUCGAGAUACUGUGAAUUAAAUAUUAGCAGAGAUGGACGGAUUUAAGUAAACAGAUAAUGUGAUUGUAAUAGGAGCUACAAAUAUGGAAUAGUCUAUAGACGAUGCUAUUAAAAGGCCUGGAAGAUUUGAUAAAAUAAUACACGUUCCUUUGCCAGAUAUAAAAGGUCAAAAUCAUGUAAGCGCAAAAGAAUUAGCUAGACAAACUAGUGGAUUUAGUGGAGCUGAUAUUCAAAAUAUGGUUAACAUAUCGAUUUUAAACGCUAUAAAAAAUCAUAGAAAUUUUGCUAAUAUAAAAGAUUUUGAUUUUGCAUUAGAUAGAAUUGCGAUGGGAAUAGGUAGAAAAAACAUGUUUAUUACUGAUAAAGAUAAAUAUUUGACUGCUAUUCACGAAGGUGGGCAUACUGUUGCUGCUCUUUUUACUUAAGGAGCUACUCCUUUGCAUAAAGUCACGAUUUUACCAAGAGGAGGAGCUCUUGGAUUUACUUCUAUGAUACUUGAAACUGACCGUCAUAAUUAUACUAAAAAAAAUAUGAUUGCUAUGAUUGAUGUUGCAAUGGGAGGAAGAGCUGCCGAGGACUUAUUUUUGGGAAAUGAUUAAAUAACUACUGGAUGUAAUAAUGAUUUAGCUAAAGCUACUGAAAUUGCUUAUUAGUAUGUUAAGUAAUUAGGGAUGGAUUAAGACUUUACGCUUCUUUCAGAAUCAAAUAAUAUUUAAACAUCUAAUUAAUAUAAUUAUUUAAUUGAUAAAGAAGUUUAAAAAAUUCUUAAAGAAUCCUAUGAUAGAGUUAAAGGCUUAUUAUAAUAAAAAGAAAAAGGAUUAAAACAAUUGGCUAAUGAAUUAAUUGCCAAAGAAACUUUGACGUAUGAAGAAUGCAAUUUAAACCCUGGACUUACUGAUUUCAUAAAAGAAUGUGGUUUAAUAAGCUGCUAAAAUAAUUAUAAUAUUGUAUCAAUUAUUGGAGCUUAAAAUUCAGGUAAAUCAACACUUCUAAAUCGAGUAUUUGGUACCUAAUUUGAAGUUUUAUAAAGCAAAAGCAAGUAAUAAACAACUAAAGGGAUAUGGGUUUCUAGAGAUAAAGAAUAAAAUGUAAUGAUAUUAGAUGUUGAAGGUUCUAACAGUCGUUAAAGAGGAAAAGGUGAGAAAGGUAGUGGAUUUUUCGAAAAAUCAACUGCCUUAUUUGCCCUUGCUUUUUCAUAAGUUUUGAUUUUGAAUUUUAACACAUUAAACUUAGGACACGAAUCAGAGUUUUCAAUCAUAAAAGUUAUAAUGGAAAUGAAUUUGAGACUUUUUAAAAGUGAUUAAGUUAAGUAAAUAUUGAUUGUUUUUAGAGAUUUUAAUGAUGAAUAAGAUGAUUUUGAUAUAUUUUGCAAAGAUAUAAGAAAGGAAAUCAAAGAAAUAUGGAAGGAAAUAAAUAAACCUAAAGAACUAGAAGAAUUAGAACCGGAUGCCCUUUUUAAAAUAAAUUUUUAUAAAUGUGCUAAUUUUUAAAAUAAAAAAUUAAAAUAAUUUUUUUUAUUUUUAAUAAAAAUAUAAAAAAUAGAUUUGAAGAAGAUAUGUAAGAUUUACGUGAUUUAUUUGUAAACAAAUAAAACUAAUAAAAUAUAUUCUAAGACUAUAAUUAUUAAACAAACUUGCCAAUAGAGGCUAUAGAAGACUUAUCGGAAAGUUUAUGGAAGACAAUAAAAAAUAAUGAAGACUUACAUCUUCCGAAUUCAAAAUUAUAAGCGUCUUAAAUACGAUGUUUUAAAAUAAAAGAUCAAUCGAUUUAAUUAGUAGCUUAAAAAAUGGAACAACUACAAUAAGAUAUAAAUAAUGACUGCGCAGAUGCUUUCGGUUAAAGAGCUAGAGAUAUAGUAAAUCCAGCUUUACAAUUUUAUGAAAGCGAAUCAUAAUUUUAUAAUCCUUAAAUAAGAGAUGAAAUGAGAUAAAAUUUAUUUAAUGAUUUGAUUUCAAGAAUAAAGGAUCUUUUUUAAAGACAAAUAAAUAAAUUAUAAUCAAAAUUUUAAAAAGAUAUUCAGAAAGAAAUUCAAGAAUUAUAAAAUGAACGAAACUUUAUUGAAAUUAUGUAAAAAUUGAUUAAUAUAAAAGGAGCUUUCUCUAAUAAAAUAUUCAGUAUUUUACAUAAUUGCAUACCUUUCGAUUAAUAAAAAUAAGAUUGGGAAAUUAACAAAAUCUAAGAAUAGUUAGAAGAUAUUCUUGAAAAUUAAUUAAAAUAAUAAAAAAAUAUCGAAUUGAUUCAAUAUAUUAAUUAAAAACUUAACUUUGUCAAAUAAGAAGUUGACUAAAUUGUUAGUGAAUAAUUUGAUUCUUUAGAAAAUAAUUUUUGGCAAAAUUUAUAAACUUCUCAUAAUUUAUAACAAAAUAUGAUAUUUUAAAAAAUUAAAAAUGAAGUUUCUCCAUAUUAUGAAGAUAUCAUUAUUAAUAGAGAAGUCAAAAAACUUCAAGAUUAAAUAUUUAACGUUUUUAAAGAUGAAAUUAAAAAGAAAAUAAGAGACUUACAUUAUUAUUUACUUAAAAAGUAAAAAAAAAGUUAUAUUUUAUUAUAAUUUUUUUUAAUAAAUAGAUUCAAAUAAUUUUUCUAAAAAGACGAAAAAGAAAUGACCAGAAAAUGGAAAUUAUUAGAUGAAAAAGUUAUUGAAGAUCUCUUUAUUGAUUCGAGAUAAAAAGUUAUUGUUUUAUUAAAAAUGUUUAGUAAACUUUAAUUAUUUGAAAAAGAUCCUCUUCCUGAAGAAGCUUAAGAAUAAUUGAUUGAUGCAGCUUAAUUAAAUAAAUUUGAAGUUCAAUUCAAAGAAAAAUCAGAAGAAGAAUAUAGAGAAGCCAUAAGAUAAAAAAAUGAAGUUUCAGCUUCAGGAAUACCUAAAUGGAUGUGGGUUUUGUUAAUAUUUUUUAUGUAUGAUGAUGUUUUCAGAUGGCUUUCGAAUCCUAUAUUAUUAUAUCCAAUAUUAUUAUUUGCUUCUUUUAUAGGAAUGUGUAUUUCUGCAG
Molecule: messenger RNA, 3414 nt
Organism: Ichthyophthirius multifiliis
Lineage: Eukaryota; Ciliophora; Oligohymenophorea; Hymenostomatida
Exons: 8
Biological process (GO): proteolysis
Cellular component (GO): chloroplast thylakoid
Molecular function (GO): ATP hydrolysis activity; ATP binding; GTP binding
Source: RefSeq, a predicted model, not a curated record